AUGGCCUCCAAUACAAACCCGUGGCAGGACGAGCACAGCUCCACGCCCGGCAGCGGCGGCUACCAAAGCCCACCACCCGCACAGGCUCAUGGCGUCUCAAACCACAACCCAUACUCGGCAUACCAAGACCAAACAUCGCACAACCAAUACACCCCCCCAGACUACCCUCCACCAGGCAACAGCUUCGGACAAGGGCAAUCCGGCUUCCAAGGCUCCAACCACAAUGACGCAGACCCAUGGGCACAACACCAAUCACCUGACUUCAACCCCGACGCCCAGCGCUCGCCAUCCAACCCGUCCAACCCGUCCCACAACUACGAGUUCCGCGUGCCCCCCCUCAACUCCGAAACGCAGAACUACCAGGGCCUGAACGACAACAACUACGAAGUCCCGCCCGGCCUGCCCCCACGGCGCACCGAGACCGAUCUCGCGCUGCCCCAGGGCCAGGACCGCAGCCACCAGAUCGAGGUCAUGCAGAGCUACGAAGCGCGGGGACGCAAGGACGAGCACGAUCAGAAUGUGGAGAUCUUGCAGCGCGAGUUUCCGAAGCUCGAUGGGUCGCUGAUCGCGGCGAUUUACGGGGAUAGUCAGAGUCUUAGUGCGACGAGAGAGAUGCUGGGGGAGCUGGAUAGGGAGUAG
Boeremia exigua is the source of this 639-nucleotide messenger RNA. RefSeq lists its product as uncharacterized. The record is from RefSeq and is a predicted model, not a curated record. Lineage: Eukaryota; Fungi; Ascomycota; Dothideomycetes; Pleosporales; Didymellaceae. Bases 1 to 639 code for a protein of 212 amino acids. The transcript has a single exon.